Molecule: messenger RNA, 1810 nt
Organism: Hyalella azteca
Lineage: Eukaryota; Metazoa; Arthropoda; Malacostraca; Amphipoda; Hyalellidae
Product: nucleolar protein 9
Exons: 11
Biological process (GO): ribosomal small subunit export from nucleus; endonucleolytic cleavage in ITS1 to separate SSU-rRNA from 5.8S rRNA and LSU-rRNA from tricistronic rRNA transcript (SSU-rRNA, 5.8S rRNA, LSU-rRNA); endonucleolytic cleavage in 5'-ETS of tricistronic rRNA transcript (SSU-rRNA, 5.8S rRNA, LSU-rRNA)
Cellular component (GO): preribosome, small subunit precursor; 90S preribosome; nucleolus
Molecular function (GO): RNA binding
Source: RefSeq, a predicted model, not a curated record
CGACACCUGGGUGCAACUUUUAUAUCAGUUGUGCAAGAACUUCAUUGAUGACUUCACCAACAAAGAUGGGCUCCAUUAUGCCUGCAACCAUCUAGCUUCUCGAAUAUUACAGAGCCUUCUACCCUCAGCAUCUGCAGCAUCAGUGGGCCAUAUUGCAAGUGUUCUCAGUCAAGACUUGUGGACAGUUUGCAUCAAUGCCUUUGCUUCUCGUGUUCUGGAAACCACUUUGAUUAUAUCUCUAAAGAUGAUUCAGGAUGACUACAUGCAACAACUCUAUGAUGAUGAUGAAAACCCCAUCAUGGUUCCUCUUACUGAACUGGAGAAGAAAAAUCUCACUGAGUACAUGGUUAAGGUAAGUAAAUAUUGCAGCAACAACCUAUUGGACUUCAUAGGUGACACAUACGCGUCGCAUGUGAUCCGAACACUCCUGAUCAUCUUGACUGGCGUGGAUCCCAGUCCCAGCUGCACUGCCAGCAAGAGAGCUCACAGCUCACUCUCCCUCGCCAUUGCCAGCCCCUCUCUUCCUACGGAGUUUGCGGACCUUGUUUCAUACAUGGCACAGAGACUCAUGACCGUGCCUGAACUGCCUUACGUGAUCAUGGAAGCCUGUUCCUCCGCCGUGUACCAGUGUGCCCUGGAGACGUUCAAGCCUCACCACCAAGUUGCUCUGUGCCUGCCUCUUGUGCAGCAUUUGCUGGACCAUGGACUGCUCCAGCUACCGGACGACAUCACCUUGUGCUCCUCUCCUACAGGAUCUCUUCCUGCAGCUGAUGGCAAAAUUGUUGCUGUUUUCAAUUGUGAACCCACAGCAAGGUUGCUCGAGACAAUGAUCAAGACGUGCAGUGGCGCCCAGUUGUCGGCCAUCUUUAAGUUGCUGGAACCCAGCCUGGGGAGUCUGGUCGCGCACAAGGUGGCUAACUUCACCGUCCAGCGUCUCCUGGACGCCUGGAGCGACACCGAGACGUUCACGGCGGUGAGCGAGAGCCUGGAGUCGGCCUUGGGGGCGGCACUGCAGGCUCGCCACCACGGCGUCCUGCUCGCCUGGGCACAAGCUUGUCGGCGACUGGGCAAGACACAGGGAAACUGCCUCAAGGCUCUGAUGUCGGUGUUGGGCUGCGACGAGUCUGAGGAGCAUGAGCUGUGCAUCGCGCCGUGCCUGCUGUACCUCACACCGUACGCACAGUACGCGGCCUCCUGUACAGCAAACAAGCCUACUUUGUCUGUCAACUUCCAUGGGUCGCGUAUAUUACAGGAACUCCUAUACUUCAAUAAGCCAAUCAAGUUGGUGAAGAGUCUGCUGAAGAUGCCCACGCCUGAGCUGCUGCGCGUCCUGCAGCAUCCUAAAGGCUCGCACGUCACUGACGCCUUCUGCAGCAGCGACUUCGUCGGCACCAAGAGCAGGAUGGCGCUCGUCUCCAAACUCCAGAACGAAGUGGUGGCGCUGGCGUGCUCCAAGCACGGCUCCCGGGCCCUGGAGGCGCUGUGGAACGUGGCUGUUAUCAAAGCCAAGUCAGCCAUGUGCCAGCAGCUGGCUGACCACGCCAACGCCGUAAAAGCCAGCGAGUGGGGAGCCAUUCUUUACUGCAAGUUCAACGUGCGCCUCUACAGCAAAGCUGACAAGACCGACUGGGAGGAGAAGGAGCAGAAGCGAGCGAAGAAGCUACAAAUGCUGCUAGCGCUCAAGCGAGACAACGAAGCUAGUGGACCAGGUGAUGCGUCUAUCCCGCCGCCGGCCAAGAAGAAGAAGAAUCGCGCAGAAGAAAGCAAAGCGACGAUGCUUUAUGACUGGCAUGAAUAAAUUCUCUUCGUA